This is a messenger RNA of Chelmon rostratus (copperband butterflyfish), 2088 nucleotides long. RefSeq names its product acyl-CoA synthetase bubblegum family member 1 (gene acsbg1). Bases 1 to 2088 code for a protein of 695 amino acids. Lineage: Eukaryota; Metazoa; Chordata; Actinopteri; Chaetodontiformes; Chaetodontidae. Gene Ontology annotation, molecular function: long-chain fatty acid-CoA ligase activity. The record is from RefSeq and is a predicted model, not a curated record. Gene Ontology annotation, cellular component: endoplasmic reticulum; membrane. The transcript has 14 exons.
AUGGAAUUUCCUGAUAAAGAGAAGGGAGAUGAUCAACUUGAGCAAAGUGUUCGGGAGUCUAUGGCACACAAGCAGACAGAUAGUGAAGAACAUGCCUCUGUAGGAAAGAAAAACGCUGAAGAGGAGUUUGCUGGCACACCUCUCGCUCCAGCUCAUUCUCUUUGGACCUCCGAUGCUAAAGGCUCAGUAAGACUGAGAAUAGAAGAGGGAUGUCCAGAGGACCCUAUCACAGUUCACCAAAUGUUCAAAGCCUCAGUUGAAAAAUAUGGAAACAUGUAUGCACUCGCCAGCAAGAAGAACAACAAAUGGGAAAAGAUAACCUUCUUAGAGUAUUAUCACUUCUGCCGGAGAGCAGCCAAGAGCUUUAUGAAGCUUGGUUUAGAGCGAUUCCACGGAGUGGCAAUACUAGGAUUCAAUUCAGCAGAAUGGUUCUUCUCUGCAGUCGGUGCCAUCAUGGCAGGGGGGAUUAUGACAGGAAUUUACGCCACAAACUCACCAGAAGCGUGCCAGUAUGUGGCGAGUGACUCCAAAGCCAACAUUAUUGUGGUGGAAAACCAAAAGCAACUGGAUAAAAUCCUGCAGAUUCGUGACAGACUGCCCCAUUUGAAAGCCAUAGUGCAGUACACUGGACAGCCCCAACAGAAGAUCUCCAAUCUUUACUCUUGGGAGGAGUUCAUGGAGCAGGGUCUCGAUGUUUCUGAGAAAGCUCUGGAUGACAUCAGCAGCAGCCAGAGAGCCAACCAAUGCUGCGUCCUGAUCUACACCUCUGGCACCACGGGCAAGCCGAAGGGAGUCAUGCUCAGUCAUGACAAUAUCACAUGGACCGCCAAUCACGCCAGCAGGGCCGGGGACAUGCAGCCGGCCGACACUAAACAGGAGUCGCUAGUGAGCUACCUGCCUCUCAGCCACAUUGCUGCUCAGAUCUAUGAUCUCUGGACAGGCAUCCAGUGGGGUGAGCUGGUAUACUUUGCACAGCCAGAUGCCUUAAAGGGAAGCCUGGUAACAACACUGCGAGAAGUUUGUCCCACUUCCCACAUGGGCGUCCCGCGGGUAUGGGAGAAGAUGAUGGAGAAGAUAAAGCAGGGAAUUAGUGAGUGUGGAUAUGUGAAAAAGAAACUGGUGACGUGGGCAAUGUCAGUCAGUCUGAGAGCCAAUCAGAAGUGUAUGCAAAAGGAUGAUGAGAAACCAUUUCUCUUCUUCCUGGCUGACAGCCUUGUGCUGCAGAAGCUCCGGGCUGAGCUGGGCCUGUCUUGCUGUCAGAAGUUCUUCUCUGGAGCUGCACCGAUCAGCAGCGAAACGGUGCAGUUUUUCCUGGGCCUGGAUAUCUGGUUGUAUGAGGCGUAUGGCAUGAGUGAGAGCACGGGACCUCACUUUAUGUCAGGUCCCAAAACUUACAAACUACCAAGCUGUGGUAAGGUGGUGCCCGGCUGUCGGUACAAAAUGGCCAACGUAGACUCUGAGGGGACAGGAGAAAUUUGCUUUUGGGGACGUAACAUUUUCAUGGGUUUCCUCAAUAUGGAAGACAAAACGAGAGAAGCUUUGGAUGAAGACGGGUGGCUGCACUCUGGAGACCUGGGGAAGAUAGACGAAGAUGGUUUCCUGUACAUCACGGGGAGAAUAAAAGAGUUGAUCAUUACAGCUGGAGGGGAGAAUGUUCCCCCUGUUCCCAUAGAGGACGCAGUGAAGAAGGAGCUACCUAUCAUCAGCAGUGCCAUGCUCAUAGGGGACAAGAGGAAAUUCUUGUCAAUGCUUUUGACCCUAAAGUGUUGUAGCGACACGGAAACCAUGGAGCCAACAGAGGAGCUCAGUCCGGAGGCGGUGGAGUUUUGCAAACAGCUCGGCAGCCAGGCAACCAAAGUGUCUGACAUCAUUGGAGGGAAAGACAAAGAAGUGUACCGGGCGAUUCAAGAGGGAAUCAACAGAGUCAACUCUGCAGCCAUCUCUAAUGCCCAACGCAUACAGAAGUGGAUUAUUCUCAGAAAGGACUUUUCUGUGUCUGGAGGAGAGCUGGGUCCCACAAUGAAGCUGCGUCGCCCUGUCGUGUUGGAGAUGUACCACCAGGUCAUAGAGAACUUCUAUCAGGAAUAA